This is a messenger RNA of Didymodactylos carnosus, 1149 nucleotides long. Lineage: Eukaryota; Metazoa; Rotifera; Eurotatoria; Philodinida; Philodinidae. The record is from the annotation of a GenBank genome assembly.
AUGAUUUUGAGAGAUGACAUAAGACGUCAUCGAUACUUAUUGCUUUUUCAUUUCAUUGAUAGUUUUACAUUUCUUCUACGAUUUGUAAUUAUAUGUACAGAUUUAUCAGCGGCAUCUAAUCGCAACUCAUUUUCAAGUUUAUCAUAUUCGAUACCAAUACUCGUUUUAGAACUGAUCGGGUCAUUAACAAUAUUUUCAGCCAAUAUUCUUUAUAUACUAUUAAGAUAUAUUGGUACAAUACUAUACGAAAGUGAUGAUGAUGAUAUCUGUAUACGAAGAAAAUAUUUAUGGUCAUUAUCAACGCUGACUUGUUUUAAAUCGAUUAAUUUUUAUUAUAAUCAUCCACAAGCUAUUUUAUUAACUAGGUUUGGUAUUUUAAUCGGCUGUUUUCUAUUAAGAUUUAUUGCAUUUGUAUUAAGUUGUGAAUGUGCACGACGGUAUAGUCCAAGAGGUAUUGCAUACGCUGUGAUUGGUUGUGUAUCACUUAUACCAUCGUUCGUGACAAUUGUUAUUGAAUACUUACAUUAUAGACGUUUAUGGUCAUAUCGUCCUAAUGCUGAUUAUAAUGUUCAAACACAUCCAUCGCAUAUCCGCUACAUUCCAUAUCCAAUAACAAAUGACCAACGUACAACACGCUGGCGUGUUCAAAAAUGUCCAGUAGAAAAUUGUACAUCCGAUAAUCUUAAUCAUAUUCUUAUAUUUCAUUCAUCUGAUAGACAAUAUCGACCGCAGGGAACGGGCGAUAAUCAAAUUGUUAUAGGUUUUCAUCAAACGAGAAAGGAAGUUGCCUACAAAAUCUCUAGUGAAGGUUUUAGAACGGGUCCAAUUGGUAUGAUGGGUCCCGGAGUUUAUUUUGCGACAUCUCUUGAUCAUACGGAAUUUAAAGCAAGACAGUUUGGUGCUUAUAUAUGUGCUAAAGUUAACCUUGGCCGAGUAUUCCGAACAACACAACGUGGUGUAGUGCCACCGGGAAGUACUUAUGACACAAUUUACUUUGUACACCCAGAGGGUUCUGAUGAGUUUUGUGUUCUUCGAACAGAACAAAUACUAGUAUGGAUCAUCAUAGUCUAUCAAGAUUCUCGACUAAGGUUUGAAGACCAGUCUAUACACGAUCGUUUUGAUGGUAGCGUAUAUGAGGGAUGCCUUUAA